Messenger RNA from Manihot esculenta (cassava), 2204 nucleotides. RefSeq names its product F-box protein At5g07610. Lineage: Eukaryota; Viridiplantae; Streptophyta; Magnoliopsida; Malpighiales; Euphorbiaceae. The transcript is spliced from 2 exons. The record is from RefSeq and is a predicted model, not a curated record. Bases 169 to 1452 code for a protein of 427 amino acids. Gene Ontology annotation, molecular function: protein binding.
GGUUUGGAUAAUUUAAAAUAAUUUCAAUUAGGUUUGAGCGAAUUUAAACAUUGAUUUUGAGAUACAUUUUUUUUUCCUUUUGGCAAAUAAGCUACCCGUUUGCAUCCCUGGUUCCUGUUCCUCCGGAAUCCCAAAUUGUCAUCAAGCAGAAGAUUUGUUGGGCCGAAGAUGACCUCCAAAAGACCGAAUUCGGCAGCAGUGGUGGCCGAAGCAGAUGACCUUUUGAUCGAAAUUCUCGCCCGACUACCCGUUAAACCGCUGCUCAAGUUCAAAUGUGUAUCCAAGCGAUGGCUGUCCCUGAUUUCAAAUCCCCAAUUGUCUUUCUCCCACUCUCAAUUUCACCGGGGACUGAAACCCUCGCCCACCGCUAUCUUGAUCAAUGACUUCUAUUAUUCCACUCCUGAUUUUAGAAUCAUCCCUCUAGAUCCAUCCGCAACACAAAAGGUUGAACUUUCCUUGGAUUUUCUGAACUUCCCUCGGAUCAGCAUUCUACAAUCUUGCAAUGGUUUGCUCCUCCUAUCUUCUAGCUUUUUGGUCAGCCCCAGCGAGAUGUUCCUGCCGGAUUAUGGCCGCUCGGUUCACCGUUCUAGCUCUGUGGUUACCGAAGAUGAUCGUGGCAUCGCAUAUUUACUCUGUAAUCCCACUACUAGACAAUUCAAGAAACUUUCUUUUCCUAGUCCUCUGAAGGAAAAAAUGAGAAUUCCUUAUCCUCUCCUUAAUUAUCAGCAUCGCGUGGUUUUUGUUUGCUUCGCUUUUGAUCCUAAACGAUCGCCAUACUACAAGAUCAUCGUCAUGAUCAAACUGAAUAAGAGUUUUGUUGAAAUUUAUAUAUAUUCAUCAGAGACUGAUACCUGGACUUCACGAACAACAGAUGUAACGGACCUGUGUAUGGAUAUCGAAUUCUCACCAAUCGGCUUUCAUAAUGGGUUCUAUUGUAAUGGCGCGAUUCAUUGGUACAGAAAAGUUGGACACCCAUCAGCGGUCUACUUUGAUCUUGAUAAUGAGAUCUUCAAGAAAAUGGCUUUACCUCCUGAGUUGGAUGUGUGGUACUUUGGAGAGUCUGAUGGCCAUUUGUAUGUUAUAGGUGGUCUCGUAGAUCUUUUUCUACCUUUAGAUUAUGUUGUUUUGGAGAUGGCAGCUGAUUAUUCUGAAUGGUUUGUGAGAUAUCAUAUUAAUCUUCAAUCCAUGAGAGAGGAAUCUUCUGAACUGAGCUGGAAGGUCUGUGAAGUAUUGAGCAUUAUUUGUGCCAAAGAUGAGAAGGAGUCUGUGGUAGUGGUGUUAGUGGAUGGUGUAGUGAUGAGCUACAAAGUUUCAGAUGGGACAUCCAAAAGAAUUUUUGAUCUAGAGUGGAAAUCCCUAUUUGUGGCGUGUACGCAAGACCAUACUAAUCCUUAUCAUCUACAUCUGCUGCAGCGAAAUUUUGAUUCUCAAGUCCGUAGACGAGGCUUUUAGUUGGUACUAGCUAUUGAUGCUAUUUCAAGUUGUGAAUGCCCUGAUUUGCUAUGCAUUUUGUUGCAACCGUAUAGUCUUGUAUUGUGUUUAACAUUUCUAGCAUGUUUAGCGAGUUAAAUCCAUGGUUAUUGGUUUGCGGCUUUGUCUUUUCUUUUUUGAUGCAGGGAUCAAGUUGCAACAGAUGGAUUCUUCCAGGUAGAGACUGAUUUUGCUAAAGGCUUCCAUGGACAAUGAUAUAGUAUGUGGUGAAUUGUGAUGAAGGGUUAAAUUCUCUGUGUUGAGUUUCAAAUAGCUGCGAAGUAAACCUGAGUUCAUGAACUUGUAAAUGUUUUGCAACUAUUCCUACUUCUUAUAUCAACUAAUACCUACUUCUUGAAAUUGUGAUGCCUUGUGGUUGUGUUCUCGUCUUCCUUCUCUAUUUGCUGAUUUGAAUCCCUUUUUUCAUCAUCAAUGUUCCCUUUCACUUCCUCUUUCUUGAUCCAGGAAAGAUGUGAGCUUCCGGACUCGCAUUCCAAUCUAUGCUAAUGGAAGUGAGAGGAAGAAUGGAAAGGAGACGUCAGUUUUGCUGGGAAGUGUGGAAUCCAAGUUGCUGCUUUAGUUGGUUAUCAAAUAAGCUUGGAGUUGGCUUUGGUUGGCUGUUUGAGGAGUUUUGGCAUUUAUCUGGGCAAACAUCAAUUUCAAAUAAUUAUUAGCUAUUCUAUUUACUAAAAUACUAUUAUUAUUAAAUCUCAUUUUAAAAUUUUCUUUUCAAA